AUGGUAUUCUCUCAGGCUUUUGUGUUGAGGACAAUGCAUCACACCACGUGCGUGCUGCUUUUAUGUGGGGCGUGCACGUACUGGGUGAUGGCUUUAUUGGUUCUUCUUUUGCGUGUUUUGGUGCCCCAUCUGCGCAAAAUGGCGCGCUACGGUGGCCGCCAUGCGGUAGCAGCAGCAACUGUAGAUGGUAAUGAGAAUAACGUUGGUGAUGGGGUGCAAAAAUGUGUGUCUGCUGGUCACAAGGCGAUGGGAGAUUCCACAACACACGGAAGUUGGUUUUGGAAGGCUAUCAAAGUUGCUGUCGGCGCGCUUGAAAGUUCCAUUUUGUGUCGCGUGCGAUUAAGUCGGAAGCGUAGUUUUUGUGCCUUUUAUGUGACGGGUAUUGUCUCUUCUUUCCUGAUAUGGCAGCUGCAUUCAAGGCCGUUACCCGUGAUCACAAUGAGGGUCUUGUCAAGUGAUGCAUUAAACUAUUAUGAAGCGCUGCCAUUGGUGGCAUUCUUUAUCCAUUGUGCCGUGCGCCUGUGGGAGUGUCAGUGCGUUCAUUGCUUUCGAGGUGGGCCGAGUGAUACUGUGACUUUGUUUGCUGCACUUGCAGGAUGCUCCUUUUACGUGAUUGCUGCCAUUUCCAGUAGUCCCAUUGUUUCUUGUGUCACUCAAACGCUGCUUUUUGUUGGUGAUGUGCCCCACUUCCCGAGAAGUGUUGAGGCGAGCCGUUCAUUUAUUUUUUUUCUGACGGCUGCCGUUGUAUCUUUUUUUUUUCAUUUGUUCCUGCAGAGUCUGCAGAUGUUCCAUCAUUGGAUUUUGGCACGGAUGCGGGAUAAAUCAACUCCUACGUCCAAUUCAUUUGACGCAGCAGCGUCGGGUAGUAAAAAACACUCCCAUGAUGCGCAUUACGGUGUUGAGGCAUGCGUUGAGAAAUCAGGCUUCUUUUAUCGUUUCCCCAACGCGUAUCUGUUUAAAUACGUGAUGGAACCGCACUAUACAUGUGAGAUUCUGAUGUAUGUCUUGAACGCUGUUAGCAUGUGGGCAUGCAUCAGCCGUGGCGCACCAUCGAUAAUGGCAGUGCGGCAGUCAAAAGGAGUUCAAAGUACGCUGUUGUUGGCAAUGAUCUAUGCGACGCCAUUGGGUGUUUUGUUGUUUUCACUGUUUAACCUUGCCAUUACGGCCUCCGAGCACCGUCUCUUUUGGAACCAGUUGAAUGAGAAGCGAGAACGCAAGGAACAAAUUCCUCCUUGGAACUUAUUUUACCGCGUAUGGUAG
This is a messenger RNA of Trypanosoma cruzi, 1260 nucleotides long. RefSeq lists its product as uncharacterized. The transcript has a single exon. Gene Ontology annotation, cellular component: endoplasmic reticulum. Gene Ontology annotation, molecular function: 3-oxo-5-alpha-steroid 4-dehydrogenase activity. The record is from RefSeq and is a predicted model, not a curated record. NCBI's taxonomy places the organism in Eukaryota, Euglenozoa, Kinetoplastea, Trypanosomatida, Trypanosomatidae. Bases 1 to 1260 code for a protein of 419 amino acids. Gene Ontology annotation, biological process: dolichol-linked oligosaccharide biosynthetic process; polyprenol catabolic process.